GAAUUCAGCCUGGCAACAACUGGCAUGCCCGGUGAAGCUCAGGGUGGAGCCAACGUGUCUGAGCAAGUACAAAUAGACCCCCCGAUCACCACCGGCUCCUCAGAGUUCACCGAAUCCUGAAGACGACAGCUCCGACCCCAAACACGCCACCUCCUCCAUCAUGAAGCUUUCGCUUGUUGCCGGGCUGGCCAUCCUGGCUCUUUGCUUCAGCAAGGGUAGUGGCGUAGUCUGCCCAGCUGUUGUGGAAGACUUAACUCUUUUUUUAGAUGGUACACCUGAAGAGUUCCAACUCUUCCUUCAGAGUUUCAAUGCAACCGAGGACAUGAUUCAGGCCAAACUCGCUGAGAAGGAAUGUAUCGAUCAGAUGACAGAAAGUGAUCGGGAUUUGAUUUCAACGUUAAUGGUGAACAUUGUAGCUUCUGAUUGCCUGGUGAAACUGGAUUAGACUUCAGGAUCCUGUUAUGUCUUCUAGCUGCUAAUUCCUAAUUGCCGCCUGUCAACCACCUCUCUCUGACUGCAAAACUAUUCAUCUUCCAACUGAUUAGCUCUGAGAUCACCUCCAGCCUUCACAUCUUGGAGCCAAUCCUUGUAGAAUUAGGGUGUAGAAACCUCCCGAGAUGCUUACGGCCUGCU
Molecule: messenger RNA, 633 nt
Organism: Tachyglossus aculeatus (Australian echidna)
Lineage: Eukaryota; Metazoa; Chordata; Mammalia; Monotremata; Tachyglossidae
Gene: SCGB1A1
Product: secretoglobin family 1A member 1
Exons: 3
Coding region: 161-445 (94 amino acids)
Biological process (GO): signal transduction
Source: RefSeq, a predicted model, not a curated record